AUGAGUGAUACAAAAGAAGAUAAAAAUGAUAUUAUAUUAAAUAAAAAUGAAGAGGAAGAUAAUAUAAACAAUAAUAAUAUUAUAUUAUACAAAUCUUUUGAUGAUUUCAAAAUUAAUUACUCUUAUAAAACCAGAAACGAUCUUCAUGAAAAUGAUAAAAUAAAGGAAGAAGAUGAUCAUGAAAUAAAAAGAAAAUUAAUAAAAUUGAUCAACACUAAUUUUUACAUAGAUAAAUGUAUACAUUUCAAAAAGUUCAGUAAAGAUGAAUUGUAUAAAACAUUUAUAUAUUCCAAUUUUUUAACUAAAGCAUUAAUUUUGUAUCCUUCUUUAAUGCCUUAUGUGGAAUGUAUUAUAGAAAAAAUAAAAAAAAUAAAAAACGAAAACAUUACAUUUUUUCCAGCUAUUGAACAGUUUAAUUUUUCUAUAGAACAUUCAGUAAGUAGUUAUCAAACGGGAAAGCAAACAUUUAAUAAUCAUCCGAACUUUUAUACUAAUUAUUAUCAGAGUUUUAUAAAAAAUGAUAAUAUUCCCUAUAUAAAUCAAACAAACAUUUUUGAUAAUAACAUAAAAAAUAAGUACAUGCUUGAUGAUAAAUUUGGUAGUACAUCAUUAUAUAAUAAUAAUGAAAAUAAUAAUGAAAAUAAUAAUGAUAAAUAUUUAAAUACAUAUUAUGCAUCUCCCAGGGGAAAUCAAAUAUAUAAUUUAUUUCAAGAUAUAAAUAACAACCAUCAUAAUAACAAUAUUAAUAGUUAUAGUAAUAAUAAAUACUUUAAUUAUAAUAUGCUCAAUAAAAAUAAUUUAGAAGAAACAAGAAGAUAUCCAAAUAAUGAUUAUAGAAAUAUAAUUAUCCCAAAUAAUUUGAACAGCAAUAAUGUACAUAUGAAUAAUAUAUAUCCUGAACUAAAUAAUACAUACAACAACAUGAAUAAUACAUAUCAUUUAAAUAAUGUACAUUCAACCAGUCUACAAAAUAAUUAUAACCCUAACAAUAAUUUUGAUCACUCUAUGAAAAAUAUUAAAAAUGAAACAAAUAAUAAUAAUAAUAAUAAUAAUAACAUAUACUCUCCAGAAUUGAAUACACAUUUACGUGUUUAUAAAAACAUUAAUGAAUAUGAUAUUAUAGAAUUGAAAAUAUGCACUACAUUAAACAAUAAAUAUAUUUGCCGAUAUAUAGGUAUUCAUAGUGGCAUGACUUUGUACAAUAUUCACAGGUGUAUUUGUAUAUGCUUAGGAGUAAAAAAAGAAGAUACCGACAAUUAUUUACAUGUAUUUAUUCUAAAUAAUGGAAAUAUAUACGGGAGUGGGAAAAAAUGUAGUGUUAGUAUUAUAAGAAAAAUACAAAUAAAUACCGAUCGACACAUCACAUUCAAGCAUAUAAUCAAGACACCUUUGUAUCUAUAUAAAUCAAAAGAAGAUAAAAACAAAAACAAUAGUAAUGAUAAUAAUAAUAAUAAUAAUAAUAAUAAUAAUACUAAUAGUAAUAGUAAUAAUAAUAAUAGUAAUAAUAGUAAUAGUAAUAAUAAUACUACUAAUAAUAAUAGUAGUAAUAAUAAUACUACUAAUAAUAAUAGUAGUAAUAAUACUACUACUAAUAAUAAUAAUAGUAGUAAUAAUAAUACUACUAAUAAUAAUAGUAGUAAUAAUACUACUACUAAUAAUAAUAGUAGUAGUAGUAAUAAUAAUAAUAAUAAUCAUUAUUAUUAUAAUAAUUAUAAAAAUGAAAAAGAAUUGAAUAAUUCUUCCUCUCUUGAGCAUUCCAAUAUUAUUAUGAAUAAUGAUAAUAUACAUAAUAAUAUAAAUAACAACCAUAUUAAUAAUAUUACAGAUUUAAAUAAUAUGAACGUAAAUCAAAGUAACAUGAAAGAAAAUAAUAAUAUAAUUGAUUAUAUGAACAAUAAUCAUAAUAAUAACAAUGAUAAUUACAAUAAUAACCAUUUGAAUAAUUCAAUAAACAAAUUAUAUACAAAUAAUGUUUAUUUUACUGAGGAUUCUCAAAAAAGGAACCCUCUACAAACAUAUAAUACUUCAAAAAAUACGAAUAACUUUUUGAAUGUAAAUAAUUUUACAAGUUCAUAUAAUUUCCCUAAUAUAAAUAAUAUGGACACUAAUAUAUAUAACAAUAUAGCAUGUAAUAAUUUUAACAAAAAUAUAAAUAAUAACAUUAAUGAUAUAUCCAUUAAUAAACAUAACAAUAUAUUUAAUAACAUGAAUCAUUUAAAUCAUUUAGAUAACGAUUCAUAUAUUCAAAAUAAUUUAUAUAAAAAUCAUAUGAAUGUAAAUACAAACAUUCUAUAUAAUCCUAUCAUGAAUAAUAUUAACAAUGUUCAAAUAAAUAAUUUAUCCAUACCAAAUAAUAAAAAUGAGGAUAAUAAUGAAAUUAAUCAUGAUGAUAGUAAUGAUGAUGACAGUAAUAGUAGUCAUAUAACAUUAAAUAAAAGCGAUAAAAAUAAAAACUAUUUUUCGUUAAAUCCAAAAUAUCAAAUUUAUCAAAAUCAUAAUAUAAACAAAAAUAUCCAAAACAAUCUAAAUGAACAAAGAAAAGAAAAAAAUGAUCAACAAAAUGAUAAUAUUAAAGAAAUAAAAAAUAAAGAAUUAUUAAAUGAUGCCAUUUCUUCUAUUGAAGACAGUAAUGAUAAUUCAUAUUCUAAGUAUAUUACUUCUUCUGAUAUAUCACAAAAUAAUACAGUUAAUUCUUUUCAACAUAAUAAGCAGGUUGCCGUAAAUUUUAUGUACAACAAUAUAAUGCUUGAUAACAAUAAUAACAUCAAUGAUGAUAAUAAUAAUAAUAAUAAUUAUUUUUGUAUUCCAUGUGGAUACAAUACAAAAGAAUAUAAAUAUAAUAUAUAUAAUACAUACAAUUAUCCAAAUAAUGCUAACCAUAUAUACAAUAAUAUGAACAUUUCAUAUAAUAAUAAUAAUAAUAAUAAUAAUAAUAGUAACAGUGCCUACAACAAUAAUUAUGUUACAUAUAAUAAUUUUCAUUCUUCUUACCAUAAUAAUUACAUUGUACAUAAUAAUUUUCAUAAUCCUUACAAUAUAUAUGAUAACAUUCAAAAUACAGAACAAAACAAAUUAUGUAAUAUAAAUCAAAAUGAUGAAAGACAAAACAAUUCAUUUAAUCAUAUUAAUACAGAUCCUCAUAAAGUUGUAAAUUCAAAUAAUUUUCAGCACAUUAAUACAUUUCAUUAUAACAACAACUUAAAUCAUAACAUAUUAACAGAAUCAAGUAAUUUAAAUAGAAAAAAUGAAAAUGAUUAUAUUCCUUCUAGUUAUUCACAAAUUCAUAAUCAUCAAAUAUGUAAAAAAGUAGAGGAAUAUACCUACAAUUCUAUAAACCAAAACACCAAUAAUUUUAAUAACAAUGUCAUGAUGUUAAUGAAUACAUCAAAUAACAUGCCACUGGAUACUAAUACUUAUAAUUGUAAUAAUAAUAAAAUAAUAUAUAAACAUAUUAUCAAUGAUCAUAUCAAUCAAGAGGAUAAUAAUGUGGAAUAUGAAAAUUUAAAUAAUUCUUGUGAUAAUACACAAAAUAAGGAAACCUUUUGCAAUCAAGAUCUUAUAAAUAGUUCUAAUAUAAAUAAUAAUACAAGUUCCUACACAUUUCAAAAUAAUAAUGAUUUAUAUACAAAAAAAAAAAUUAUGCAAUAUAAUCAUGAUAACAUUUACAAAAUAAAUACUACUUCAGAAAAUAUAGGAAGCCAACACACCAACAAUAAAACAAGCAUAUAUAACCACAAAAACGGGGCAUACGAACAGCAUACAGAGCAGAACAAUGAACAGAACAUUGAACAGAACAUUGAACAAAAUGUUGAACAGAACGUUGAACAAAAUGUUGAACAGAACGUUGAACAAAAUGUUGAACAGAACGUUGAACAGAACGUUAAACAAAAUGUCGAACAAAAUGUCGAACAAAAUGCCGAACAAAAUAGUAAUAACGAAUCAAUAAAAAACAAUACUGUAGAAACAUUUAAAAGAAAUAAAAACCAGAUUACCAACUCAAAUAAUUUCAUAUCAAAACAAGAAAAUGACACAAACAACAUCUUAAACAAUAUCAACAUAAAUAUAAAAGAACAAAUUAAUAGACACAAAAUAAACGAAUUCCAGUGGGAAAAAUCAAACAAAAUAGAUAUCGAAAAAAACAACUGUUUAACAACAAAAUAUGAUAAUGAAAAUGAUAAUGAAAAUGAUAAUGAAAAUGAUAAUGAAAAUGAUAAUGAAAAUGAUAAUACAUAUAGUAAAAAUAAUGACAUAGUUAUAUGUAAUAAUCAUAAUAAUUCAUCACACGUUCAAAAAAAUUACUAUAAUAUGAAUGAAAGUAUGAUAAAUGAAAAUAAUAUAAUAAUUACUGAAAGAGAAAAUUUAAAGAAUACAACUGAAGAAUAUUUUACUAAUGAACUUAUAAAAAAGGACUCCUUAGAAAAAAAUAAAUCAGAUACAAAAUUUCUAAUCAAAUUUAAUAAUGAAAUUAAAAAAGAAGAAAAAAAAAAAGAUAAUAUAAAUAUCUUCAUCAAUAACAAUAUAUAUGAAUUAAAAGAAAUUAAUGGAAAUAAAAAUAGAUCAGAUUAUUUUCAUAAUACAAAAGAUGAUAAAGAGAAUAUAACAAAUGUAUACUCAAAUAAUCAUUUAAGUGUACCUUUAAAUAAAUAUAAUGAUGAAGACAAACAAUUAAUAAAACAAAUGAAUCAUGCUUCUAAUUUGAAUCCUAUAUUUGAUUAUAAUUAUCAUAAUAAUUAUAGUUCUACAAAUUCCCAACCAUUAAUAAAAAAUAAUACGGAAAAUCUACACUCAUUCAAGAACGAGACACAUUCGACAUAUGUAAAAUAUAUAAAAAAUGAGAUAAAUAACAUGAACAAUUCAGUAGAUGUUCCAACAAAAAAAAAUGAUUACAUGUACACAAAUUAUUUAAAUAUGGAACAUAUAAAAAUGAAUAAUAUGGAAAAAGAAAUAAUAAAAAAAGAGAAAAAUAAUGAAAUACAAGGUCAAAGAAUUCACGUGGAACAUGAUAGAGACCUUCAUUAUAAUACAACUCAAGAAAAAAACAUUAUAAAUAAUCAAAACCCUCAAACAAAUCAUGAUGGAGAUAUAAAUAUAAAUAUUAACUCUAAUAAAUUUACGACCCUUACCACUUUAAAGGAAAAAUAUCAAAAUAAUAUCAACACAAAUGAACAACAUAAUAAAAAUGAAGAAAACAAAAAUAAAAAUGUAAUAAACAAUACAUCCCAAAUGAUUAAUGAUAAUAAUGUUAUACAAAAUGAUAUAAAUAAUAUGAACAAUAAGGAAAAUCAAAAUGUAUAUAUAAAUGUACAUACACAAUAUAAAUCGGAUAAUAUAUCAUCAUUUGAAAAAAAUUUCAUAACAUUAAAAAAUAAUAAUAAUCAUAAUAAUAAUCAUAAUAAUAAUAAUAAUUAUUAUUAUAUUAAUAAUGAUAAUAUUCACUUAAAUGAUUCUCAUAUCGAUAUUAUGAAAACAAAUAACAUCAAUAAAAAUAUGACAACAAAUUCUACACCAUAUUUUAACCAUAAUAUUAUAUCAAAUGAUUGCUCACCUAAUAAUAUUAAUCAGAACAUUUUUGUAGAUCCAAAUAAAUAUAUAUAUAACAGCAAACAUACAAAUUAUAAUGCAUAUCAUGAUGAAAGUUUACAAGUUGUAGGUAAUCACAAUUCAUCAUCUCUUUUACGAAAUACCAACGAAUCAUUUUCUAAUCAAUAUGAUAAUAAAAAAAAUUUAGAAGCACACCAUAUUGAUGAUGAUAAAAAUAAAGAAGCAUUUCAUAAUGAUGAUGAUAAAAAUAAAGAAGCAUUUCAUAAUGAUGAUGAUAAAAAUAAAGAAGCAUUUCAUAACGAUGAUGAUGAAAAUAAAGAAGCAUUUCAUAAUGAUGAUGAUAAAAAUAAAGAAGCAUUUCAUAAUGAUGAUGAUAAAAAUGUAGUAACAUUUCAUAAUGAUAAUUAUAAUAAUAAUUAUUAUUUUGAUGGAAAUAAUAAUAUGCAAGAUGAAUCCUUUUAUUCAAAUAACUCUCAUGCAGAAUACAAUCAAAGUAACAUAGAAUAUAUAUCAAAUGAUGAUAUGAAUUAUUCUCAUAUACAACAAUAUACAAAUGGUUUUUGUUAUACAAAUAAUAAUCAAUAUAUAAAUAACCCAGAGUUAACUAAUAAUAGUACAUAUAUAUAUAAUAACUCAUAUAUGAAUAAUAAUACAUAUUCAUUUAAUAAAGAAUAUUCUAAUAAUAAUAUGUGUCAUCAUAAAAAUGAUAACAUUCAUAUGAUUAAUGAUAUAGCAACAAAGCUUAACCACCAUCCCAUGAACAUGUACAAUAGUUGUAAUAAUAAUAUUAUUUAUAAUAAUAAUAACAACAACCAAAUGUAUGACAACAAUAUUAAUAACAUGUACAACGAUUACUAUAAUUAUAAUAAUAAUAAUAAUAAUAACAUGUACAACAAUUACUAUAACUAUAAUAAUAAUAACAUGUACAACAAUUAUUAUAACUAUAGUAAUAAAAAUUUUUAUAUGAAUCAAAAGUAUACAGAAGGUGCAACAAGUUUUAUGAACAUAGAUGAUAUGAAAGAUGCAGGAAAUGAAAACAAUAUGCAUAUUUUAAAUAACAAUUCUAUAAAUCAAACAUAUUACCACUCAAAAAUGAAAAAUAAUAAUAAUAAUAAUGAUGAUGAUGAUGAUAAUAAUAAUAAUAAUAAUAAUAAUAAUAAUAAUAAUAAUAAUAUAAUGAUGAAUAACAAUUAUCAACCCUUCCUAUAUGAAAAUCAAUAUAAUAAACAUAUGCAUAUGAUGAACCAACAAAUACAAAAAGACACAAAUACUAGUUUUAAACAUAUAACAUGUAAUCAAAAAUUUAUUGAAAAUAAUAAGAUAAACACAUCAAAUGAUCAAAAUGUUACUAAUAUGCCUAUUUUAUAUAGUAUGAAUAAAGAACAAUAUAUCAACAUAUCUAACCAUAACAAUGGGUGUAAUUAUGAUAACAUCAAUUCUAUUAAUGUUUAUGAAAAUAACAAUGAAUAUAUCGCGCCAAAAAACAUUUUAUAUAAAAGUGAAGAAAAAGAAAAUCUUUAUAAUUCUUCAUCUAUAUAUAAUCAAAAUUACGAACAAAAAUAUAUUAAUUACAUGAAUAAUGCUAGCUAUAUAAUGAAUAAUAACAUGAACAAUUAUACAAAUAAUUAUAAUGUACAAAAUUUCAGAACGUUUAAAAAUAAUGUCUUCCAACAACCUUUAUCUUAUUCAAACGGUUCUGAAGCUAUGCUAAAUGCGAGUGAAUUUAAUCAAGGAAUAAAUAAAGAAAAUUUUCAAGGUGAAUAUGUUUCUAACUUGGUAAAUUCAAAUAAAGAUAAUGUUACUAAUGUAGACGGAGUGUUGGGUAUAAAGAAGGAUAAAGAAAACGAUAAUAACGAGGAAGAAAAUGAUGAGGAAGAAAAUGAUGAAGAAGAAAAUGAUGAGGAGGAAAAUGAUGAGGAAGAAAAUAAUGAGGAAGAAAAUAAGGAGGAAGAAAAUAAGGAGGUACAAAAUAAUGAGGUACAAAAUAAUGAGGUACAAAAUAAUAAGGUACAAAAUAAUAAGGUACAAAAUAAUAAGGUACAAAAUAAUGAAGUACAAAAUAAUGAGGAAGAAAAUAAUAAUGUAGAUAAUAAUAAUAACAUUUUUUAUAAUAUGGAAGGUUCACAAAAAAUAUGUCAUGAUGAUAUUACUUUAAAUGAAUGUCUAAACUCAAUCGAUAUAAACGAAGGAGAAAAAAAAACAUUUGAAGAAAAUAAAUCAAGUUUUUCUAUGUUAUAUUUAUUCGGGAAAGUAAAAUUUUAUAUUAGUAUUAUUGAUAUUAUACAUAAUAAAACCAAUUCUCAUGAUUUAUUAUGGGUACCUAGAUGUUGUAAUGGAAGUUAUGGUACCUUUUUAAAAUAUAAUUAUUCAAAUAUGAAUGAAAUAAAUAAAUAUACACAUGAUGAAGGAAUCGAUAUAGAUUCUAUUAAUUUGAAAUUAAUGGAAACUAGAUUCAGUAAAAAUGUAGCUAGCUCCAGAACAACAAAAAGAAAAAGAAUGAUAGACAUUGAUAAAACAGUUUUACAUUAUUAUAAAGAACAUAUAAGUGAAUUCUUUAAUGAUAAAAAUAAAAUUAUAAAAUUAACAAAAAAACUUUGUAAAUAUAAAAAAAAAAGAAAAUUUAAUGAUACACAAAAAAAAGGAACAUACAAAGAUGAAAAGGAUUAUGAUAAUUAUGAUGUCCUCCCGAAUGGUGAUGAACAAAACCAUGAAAAUAAAAAACAAGAAGAUAAUAAUAAUAAUAAUAACAAUAAUAAUGAUAACAAUAAUAAGAAUAACCAUAAUAAUGAUAACCAUAAAAACAAUAGUAAUAAUAAGGCUAAAGGUAAGAAUAUGGGGAAGGGAAAAAAACAAACUCCUAAUCGAAUGAAUAAUACAAAAAAUGUUCAAAAUGGAAAAAAUACAAAAAAUACAAAAAAUAUAAAUAAUAUAAAUAAUAUAAAAAAUAUAAGUAAUAUGAGUAAUGUAGAAAGUAUAAAUAGUAUGACUAGCAUAAAAAGUGUGGAUGGUGAAAAUAGGAUGAACAACACAAUUAGUAUCAAUGGUAUUAAUAAAACAGAAAGUAUAAAUAAUAUAGACAUUACACAAAAUAUGAAUAAUAUAAACAGUAUAAAUAAUAUAAACGGUAUAAAUAAUAUAAACGGUAUAAAUAAUAUAAACGGUAUAAAUAAUACAAACGGUAUAAAUAAUACAAACGGUAUAAAUAAUACAAACGGUAUAAAUAAUAUAAACCAUAUAAACCAUAUAAAUAACAUAAACAAUAUGAACAAUAUGAACAAUAUGAACAAUAUGAACAAUAUGAACAAUAUCAAUAAUAUGAACCACAUGAACAAUAUGAAUAAUAAGAACAGAAUAAAUAGUUUAAGCAAUAAAAAUAAUAUUAACCCUAUAAAUCAGUACAAUGAUGAAAAACAAAAUGUACUUAACAGCCAUCUUCAAUUCAACCAAGUGAAUUAUCAUAAUAACCUUGUGAAUGGUCUUCAUAAAAACAAUUUCUUAAACAAUAAUAAUUAUACUAAUACUACAGAUAUUAAUGGAAAUAAUAUGAUUAGUCAUAAUGAUCAUAUGAAUAAUAAAUUAUACAGUAAUAUAAACAAUAAUUAUUAUUAUAAUAGGGCUAACAAUGAAAUUUCUAAUAAUACUAGUAACAAUCAUAAUAAUAAUUGCAAUACAUAUGAAUCCAAAUACCAAACCAUGAUUCAUAACAACAACAUAGGACACGAUCUAAAACAACAAAUAAAUAAUUAUAAUGAAAAUACAUCUUCUAAUAAUAAUUUAAGUAUAUCUCAAUUACUUGAGGGAAAUACAAAUUUUAUAAAUAUUUCUAAUACAUUUAUUAAUACGAAUUAUUCUAAUGAUUUUCAUCAAACAAAUGACUUAUUAGUAAAUCACAAUAAUAUAGACUUGAAAUAUUUGUCUGACAAUAUUAAUACAAAUACAUAUAAUGAACAAUAA
Messenger RNA from Plasmodium reichenowi, 9495 nucleotides. RefSeq lists its product as hypothetical. The transcript has 2 exons. Bases 1 to 9495 code for a protein of 3164 amino acids. Lineage: Eukaryota; Apicomplexa; Aconoidasida; Haemosporida; Plasmodiidae. The record is from RefSeq and is a predicted model, not a curated record.